AUGGCACAUGUAGGAACAGAAAAUCACCAUUUUGAUGAAAUCAUUCAACAUUUUUACCAAAUUGCUCAUAAAGAUGAUCACGUGAAUCUGACUACAUUUCCAUUGGCUGGGCUAUUUCCGGAAGACCUACAGGUUUACUUUCGUUACCAUGGUAGCCUAACCACUCCUCCUUGUUCUGAAAGUGUCAUCUGGACAAUCUUUAAAGACACCAUAAAAAUUUCCGAGGACCAGUUGAUGAAAUUCCGUCAUAAUGUACACCGGAACUACGCCAAUGAGGAAGAUCGAGACAUAUCUAACGACUUCCGGCCAACACAACCUCUCAAUCACCGCUAUGUUUAUGCAAGCCAUCCUAGCGCCAUAUCUCUCUCUACAACACUGCACAAUAUUUGGUUAAAUAUAUGUACACUUAGCAUUAUUUUCAUGAUCACAGCUUUUUUAUAG
Saccostrea echinata is the source of this 441-nucleotide messenger RNA. RefSeq names its product carbonic anhydrase 14-like. The record is from RefSeq and is a predicted model, not a curated record. The transcript is spliced from 4 exons. Gene Ontology annotation, cellular component: plasma membrane. NCBI's taxonomy places the organism in Eukaryota, Metazoa, Mollusca, Bivalvia, Ostreida, Ostreidae. Gene Ontology annotation, molecular function: carbonate dehydratase activity; zinc ion binding. Bases 1 to 441 code for a protein of 146 amino acids.